AAUACCCUGUGUAUCACGAAGGCCGGCGCACUUGCUGGUUUGGACUCCGGAAAGGAGAGUGUCGCUCUCGUGAAGCCUGGCGAAAAAUUCAGCUUUGCUGAAAAUAAGCAUCACCGCGUUACUUUUGCGGGCUGUUCCGCCAUUGAAGAAAACGUCGGACCUGUGCGCUCUUGGCUUGAGCGACAGUGA
Messenger RNA from Dibothriocephalus latus, 189 nucleotides. Lineage: Eukaryota; Metazoa; Platyhelminthes; Cestoda; Diphyllobothriidea; Diphyllobothriidae. The record is from the annotation of a GenBank genome assembly.